Cavia porcellus (domestic guinea pig) is the source of this 2973-nucleotide messenger RNA. It is a transcript of the gene Map3k8, whose product is annotated as mitogen-activated protein kinase kinase kinase 8. NCBI's taxonomy places the organism in Eukaryota, Metazoa, Chordata, Mammalia, Rodentia, Caviidae. The coding region runs from base 604 to 2007 and encodes 467 amino acids. Gene Ontology annotation, biological process: protein phosphorylation. Gene Ontology annotation, molecular function: ATP binding; protein kinase activity. The record is from RefSeq and is a predicted model, not a curated record. The transcript has 9 exons.
GAGCACGAGCUCGGGCAUCUUUCGGUUCGCUUCCUUUCCAGGGCCCCGCGUGUCCACUCGGAAGCGGGGCUGACCCCAGCAGGAGGCAGAGCUGCGCGCGAAGGGAAGUGGGGUGCCCGCAGCCCGCGCAGCUGCUCUUAGGUGCCAGGCACCGGGCGCCAGCUGCAGGCGGCCACAGCUGGAAAGCACCUUGCGCAAGGGUCUCACGAGGUGUGGAGUCGAGGCUCCGCCCCCUUCCUCCUCCUUCCCGGAUCCGCGGCAGCCGGGCAGUGCCGGGCUGGCAGUGCGCGAGGAAGCACGGAGCUGUUGUCAUCGCGCCUCCGGCGGGGACGCCGGCGCGACGGCCGCACGCAUCCUGCCGAGCCCGGUAAAUUCUACAAGUAGAAACUGCAACUAAAUGGCUCUGUGAAACCGAAGUCAGAAGUUCUCCCAUUAACCCAAGAAGUUCCCUUCAUAAUGCCACAGAUGCCAAAACUUGAGUCACAGCCUCCACAGAGAUGCAGGAGAUCUCUGAGAGGGGCCAGGCCGCCUCUGCGUGGAGAUUGAAGUGUGGUUCAUAACCGGCAUCAAAGCAUCUCACAGACUCCAGAAAGCGCCACAGGAAUGGAGUUCAUGAGCACUGGAAGUGACAAUAACGAAGACAUUGAUUUGUUAAUUAAACACUUAAACGUGUCGGAUGUAAUCGACAUCAUGGAAAAUCUUUACACGAGUGAAGAGCCGGCAGAGUACGAACCCAGCCUCAUGACCAUGUGUCAGGACAGCAAUCAAAACCAGCAGCCCUCCGAGCCUCUGCUGCUGGGAGGACAAGAGGUGCCCUGGUUGUCAUCAGUGAGAUAUGGCACUGUGGAGGACUUGCUUGCAUUUGCAAACCACAUAUCCAACACCGCAAAGCAUUUCUAUGGGCACCGACCGCAGGAAUCUGGGAUUUUAUUAAAUAUGGUAAUCACUCCCCACAAUGGCCGCUACCAAAUAGACUCUGAUGUUUUGCUCAUCCCUUGGAAGCUGACUUACAGGAACAUUGGCUCUGGUUUCAUUCCUCGUGGGGCCUUUGGAAAAGUGUACUUAGCACAAGAUAUGAAGACUAAGAAAAGAAUGGCAUGCAAACUGAUCCCUGUCGAUCAGUUUAAGCCGUCAGAUGUAGAGAUACAGGCCUGCUUCCGGCACGAGAACAUUGCUGAGCUGUACGGGGCCGUCCUGUGGGGGGACACUGUCCACCUCUUCAUGGAGGCGGGAGAGGGAGGCUCUGUCCUGGAAAAGCUGGAGAGCUGUGGACCCAUGAGAGAGUUUGAAAUUAUUUGGGUGACCAAGCAUGUUCUGAAAGGACUUGACUUUCUACACUCUAAAAAAGUGAUCCACCAUGAUAUCAAACCCAGCAACAUUGUCUUCAUGUCCACAAAAGCUGUUUUGGUGGAUUUUGGGCUCAGUGUUCAAAUGACUGAAGAUACCUAUUUACCUAAAGACCUCCGAGGAACAGAGAUUUACAUGAGCCCAGAGGUGAUCCUGUGCCGGGGCCACUCCACCAAAGCAGACAUCUACAGCCUGGGGGCCACACUCAUCCACAUGCAGACGGGUACCCCGCCCUGGGUGAAGCGCUACCCGCGCUCAGCCUACCCCUCCUACCUCUACAUAAUCCACAAGCAGGCCCCUCCGCUGGAAGACAUUGCCGGCGACUGCAGCCCUAGCAUGAGGGACCUGAUAGAAGCAGCCUUGGAGCGGAACCCAAAGCACCGCCCACAAGCCGCAGACUUGCUCAAACACGAAGCCCUGAACCCUCCCAGGGAGGACCAGCCACGCUGCCAGAGUCUGGACUCAGCCCUGUUCGAGCGGAAGAGGCUGCUGAGUAGGAAGGAGCUGGAGCUUCCAGAGAACAUCACAGAUUCUUCAUGCACAGGAAGCACUGAGGAGUCUGAGGUGCUCAGGAGACAGCGUUCUCUCUACAUCGACCUGGGUGCCCUCGCGGGCUACUUCAAUCUCGUGCGGGGCCCCCCAACACUGGAGUAUGGCUGAGGGAUUGUGCUGCUUGCUCUAAGCGAGGACAGUGCUGACCUCCUGACAGCUGGCUCUCCAGGCUCUCCAGGCUCUCCACAGUGGCUCUGGAUGUGAAUUAUAUGCUCCAUCUGGACACUGCGGCUCCCAUGACAAAUGACUGGGAUUGCCAGCACCUCUGUGUGUUUGUUUUGUGAAGCUAUUCUGGUCUCCGCCAACUCUCAAGGUUCUCCUUUCCCAGGUGGCAGGACUCAGCACUCUGCCGACUGACUCCAUUCACUGUGCACUUUGAAAUUUUAAGACUCACUAUCACAAAUAUGUUCCUCUCAGAAUCCUGCUCUUGGUUCUUAUUUAUGAGAUCUCUAUUUAACCCGGAAUGCUGUUUUGUAUAUAUUAGUGUAUGUUCUGUGACAACUCUGAGCCUCUGUCAGUAGAUCCUGGUAUAAGUUGAAUUCAUUACAUUUUGGGUGAAUAGAACAACUUGAAUAUUGUAGCAGAAACUUAACUAGUGUCUUAAAAAUGGCUGGUUAAUUAGGAGCCAUCGGACAGCAGGCCACUAGUGGUGAUUUUCGUUAUGUUCCUAAGGAAACACUUUGUACUGUACGUGCUAUGCCUAAGACAUUUAAAACACUUGUGUUUUGAAUGUGGAUAAAACUGUGUAAACCACAUAAUUUCUGUACAUCCCAAAGGAUGAGAAAUGUGACCUUAAAGAAGAUGGGAACUUUUGUAAAUUUUUGGUGAUGCUACUUUUGUAAUUCUUAUAACUAUUUUCCUUGAAGCAUUUGUGUAUUAAGAUAACAUACUGUGUAUGUUUUAUAUCAAAUGCUUUCAAUGAGUCUUUCUUUCAGAAUACAUAGAUUUUUUAAAACAUUGUAAAGUAUGUAAAUAUUUCUACCUAAAGUAUGUUUUUACAUUCUGUAAAUGACAUGUAACACUUUUGUGCCAUAUGACUGGUCAGUCACUAAAUAAACCAAUACUUUGUCUUAA